This is a messenger RNA of Trametes versicolor FP-101664 SS1, 1575 nucleotides long. RefSeq names its product tRNA (guanine46-N7)-methyltransferase. Gene Ontology annotation, molecular function: tRNA (guanine(46)-N7)-methyltransferase activity. Gene Ontology annotation, cellular component: tRNA methyltransferase complex. Lineage: Eukaryota; Fungi; Basidiomycota; Agaricomycetes; Polyporales; Polyporaceae. Bases 1 to 807 code for a protein of 268 amino acids. Gene Ontology annotation, biological process: tRNA methylation; RNA (guanine-N7)-methylation. The record is from RefSeq and is a predicted model, not a curated record. The transcript is spliced from 4 exons.
AUGCCGAAGCGCAAACGCACGGGCAACGGCGCAGACCCUGCCCCGGCCGCCGCCCCGGAUGGCCCCAAGCAGCUGCAGAACGACAAACGACACUACAGGCAGCGCGCGCACGCAAACCCCUUCUCGGACCAUGCCCUCAGCUACCCCUCUGCGCCGGCUCAAUUUGACUGGGACACGCACUACCCUGCCUUUGCUGGCUCCGGCAAGACUCCAGAGUUUGCCGACAUCGGGUGCGGCUUUGGCGGUCUCCUCAUUGCCCUCGCGCCGCUGUUCCCGGAGACCCUCAUGCUCGGCAUGGAGAUCCGGGUGCAAGUCUCGCAGUACGUGCACGACCGGAUCGUCGCCCUGCGCUCGACGAACCCUGCCCCGCCCGAGGCCACCACGCCCGGCCCCUACCAAAACGUGUCGAUCGUGCGCGCGAACUCGAUGAAGUUCAUGCCAAACUACUUCCCGAAGCACUCGCUCUCCGCACUCUUCUUCCUCUUCCCGGACCCGCACUUCAAGGCGCGCAAGCACAAGGCGCGCAUCAUCUCGCCGACGCUGCUCGCCGAGUACGCGUACAUCCUGCGCCCGGGCGGGAUCGUGUACACGAUCACGGACGUGCGCGACCUGCACGACUGGAUGCGCACGCAUCUGGAGCAGUUCCCGUUGUUCGAGCCGGUGAGCGAGCAGGAGCUCAGGGACGAGGGCAAGGGCGCGAUCGUAGACGCGGUGUAUACUAGUACAGAGGAGGGCAAGAAGGUGGAGCGGAACAAGGGCGAGAAGUGGCUCGCGUGUUUCCGCCGAAUCGAAGUAACACGAGACUGAAAGCAGUGUGUGUAUGCGUGCGUGAUGUACAGAGGAACAGCGAGAGGUCAUCGGUCUUCCAUCAUCACGUCGGGAUCGACGGACGAAUGUUUUGCGCCGGUGUCCAUCGCGCCGACGAGGGCGACGGUUCGGUCUUUCACCGCCCGUUUCAUUUCCUUGUGGAUCGUCUGCCCGGCCUGGCACGCGAGUUCAAAGAUGUCUCGGAAGCGGUCGACGUGCAGUCGGGUCUCCAUCGUCACCAGCGUGACCUUCUUCGUGCGGGGCAUGACGGCGACGGUCAGGUUCGGCAGGUCGUUCUCUUCGAGCGUGGUGAGGUCGAGGAGCGGCUGGGUGGAGUGUACGCCCCCGGAGACGGCACAGACAAAGUCGAGUAGAGGCACCCCGGCGGUGACGAGUGCGAGGGUGGUUGCGUUGAUGCAGGCCUGGAGGAGCCCGCCAUCUUGUUGAAGCACCUGGACGUAGAUGUCGAUCUGGGAGCGGGGGUAGAGGGAGGUUUGGACGACGGGCUCGAAGGUGGACUCGAUCGAUGCAGCGAGCUCAAGUAUUCGUCUGUGUCUGCGCGCGAGCGUUUUCGGCGGUCUCCUGUGCUGAAAGGCGCGACAUUGAUCUCGACGUUUAGAACGGCGCGGUCGUGGAGUGUUUGUGAGCGCAUCUUGGCCUCGCGAGGGCCGAAGACGGAGACCAUGACCUGUGUGAGGCCAUGGGUGAUGAUGGCAGAGCCGUCUGCGGUGCCCUGCUGAGAGAGGUCGAUGGUGAUGUCGCGCAGCU